Molecule: messenger RNA, 1299 nt
Organism: Homalodisca vitripennis (glassy-winged sharpshooter)
Lineage: Eukaryota; Metazoa; Arthropoda; Insecta; Hemiptera; Cicadellidae
Product: organic cation transporter protein
Exons: 7
Coding region: 40-1284 (414 amino acids)
Biological process (GO): transmembrane transport
Cellular component (GO): membrane
Molecular function (GO): transmembrane transporter activity
Source: RefSeq, a predicted model, not a curated record
ACGCAUGACAAUGUUACAGGAGAGUUUGGGACUUACCAAAUGAUCCAGUUCUCGCUGCACAUUCUGGCCGCCAUGACGGCUGGGCUCCACAUGUUGUCCAUAGUCACUGUGGCUGCAGUUCCUGCACACAGGUGUGCUAUACCAGAGAUUGGUGAGAAUGAAACUAAAAUAUGGAAUGAUACAUACUGGGGACAUGGUCCUGAAGACCUCAACCUGUACAUUCCACCAGGAAAAGAUGGCCAUCAUGACUCUUGCAACAUAAUGGACCCCGAUACUAAUGUCACCAGUUCUUGUGAACGAUGGGUAUACGAUACAACAUAUUACAAGUCCUCCAGAGGAAUGGAGUGGAACUUUGUAUGCGAAGAUCGGUGGAAAGGGUCCAUAGCACAAUCCAGUUACAUGUUUGGGGUGUUCGCUGGAGCUGUUACACUGGGCAGUCUAGCUGACUCAUAUGGGCGCAAGACAAUCUUCUAUAUUUCUGCCAUCCUACAGUUAGUUUUGGGAGUGGGAGUUGCAUUUGUUUCAGAAUAUUAUUUCUUCUUGCUUACAACAUUUUUAUAUGGCAUUUUUGGUUCAGCCGGAUCUUAUAUUACAGGAUUUGUUUUAACGAUGGAGAUAGUCGGAGCAUCAAAGCGAACAGCUUGUGGCAUCACGUUCCAAGCAAUGUUCGCCUUUGGAGUGAUGUUGGUGGCUUUUUGGGGAUUUCUCAUCAAAGACAGAGUCUGGCUCCAAGUUGUGUAUGGUGCUCACAGUGCUCUACUCUUAUUUCACUGGUGGCUGAUAGAUGAGUCACCGAGAUGGCUUUGGUCUAAAGGCAGAAUAUCUGAAGCAGUUAACAUUGUGGAGCGAGCUGUCAAACUCAAUGGUGGAGAGCCGAUAGAUAAAGCCCACUACAUAUCAAGGGGUAAAGCAAGCUCUGCUUCAGCAGAAGAACAGAAUUACAGUCUGCUGGAUAUGUUCAGAACACCGAAACUGCGCUUGAAGUCUCUCAACAUGUGCCUUAGCUGGUUUGCAAAUAGUUUGGUUUACUACGGUCUCUCUCUCAACACUGGAAAUCUUGCUGGAAACCCUUACUUUAUCCUGUUUGUGAUGGGCAUCAUUGAAAUGCCUAGUUACCUGUUGUCUGUGAUAUUCCUGGACAAGGCAGGACGACGCUGUCUUACAGCCUCAUUCUUGCUGAUUGGUGGACUUGCCUGCCUCAUCGCAGCUUUCACGCCUAAGGGUAAUUCAUGUGUAAUUCUGGUUAAUUUUUGUAGCAUAAUCUUUUGUAGUUUAUGUGGAUGAUCAGAAGUUCUAGAC